CGAGCCCGGGGGGUGGGAGGGGCGGUUCGGCUCCUCCCAAGCAGGGCCUGCAAUGGCCGAGCCGCCCGUGGGCAGGAUGCAGAGCGCGGACAAGUCGAUAGGUACUGGUGAAGAAAAACGAAAGGAUGGAGGCAAAAAGAAGACUAAAGAAGGAGCUGGGGAUGGAGGUCGGGCAGAGUUGAAUCCCUGGCCUGAAUAUAUCAAUGAGCGUCUUGAGAUGUAUAAUAAACUUAAAGCAGAACACGAUUCCCUUCUGGCAGAAAAAGCUGCAAAAGAUGGCAAACCUAUCAAAGUCACUUUACCUGAUGGCAAACAAGUUGAUGCUGAAUCCUGGAAGACCACACCUUACCAAAUUGCUUGUGGGAUUAGUCAAGGCCUGGCUGAUAACACAGUUAUCGCUAAAGUGAAUAAAGUCGUGUGGGACCUGGAUCGCCCUUUGGAAGGAGACUGUUCCUUAGAGCUGCUCAAAUUUGAUGAUGAAGAAGCUCAAGCAGUAUACUGGCACUCAAGUGCACACAUAAUGGGUGAAGCCAUGGAGAGAGUCUACGGUGGUUGCUUGUGCUAUGGUCCGCCAAUAGAAAAUGGUUUCUAUUAUGAUAUGUAUCUUGAGAAUGGAGGUGUUUCCAGCAAUGACUUUGCUGUUUUGGAGAGCUUAUGUAAGAAAAUCAUGAAGGAGAAACAGCUAUUUGAAAGACUGGAAGUCAAGAAAGAAACUUUACUUGAGAUGUUUAAGUAUAAUAAAUUCAAAUGCCGCAUCUUGAACGAAAAAGUGAAUACUCCAACUACUACUGUCUAUAGAUGUGGUCCCUUGAUAGAUCUGUGCAGAGGUCCUCAUGUCAGGCAUACAGGCAAGAUAAAGACUUUAAAAAUUCACAAGAAUUCUUCUACCUAUUGGGAAGGCAAAGCUGAUAUGGAAACUCUGCAGAGGGUUUAUGGCAUUUCAUUCCCAGAUCCAAAAUUGUUGAAAGAGUGGGAGAAGUUUCAGGAGGAAGCGAAGAAUAGAGAUCACAGGAAGAUUGGACGGGAUCAAGAACUGUAUUUCUUCCAUGAACUCAGUCCUGGAAGUUGUUUUUUCCUGCCAAAAGGAGCCUACAUCUAUAACACACUUAUUGAAUUCAUUAGGAGUGAAUACAGGAAACGAGGCUUCCAGGAAGUUGUCACCCCGAAUAUCUACAACAGCAAACUCUGGCUGACCUCUGGACACUGGCAGCAUUACAGUGAAAAUAUGUUCUCCUUUGAAGUGGAGAAGGAGAUCUUUGCUCUGAAACCCAUGAACUGCCCAGGACACUGCCUUAUGUUUGAUCAUCGCCCAAGAUCUUGGCGGGAGCUGCCCCUGCGACUAGCCGACUUUGGAGUGCUCCAUCGUAAUGAGCUGUCGGGCGCUCUCACUGGGCUUACCAGAGUUCGGCGAUUCCAACAAGAUGAUGCUCACAUAUUUUGUGCAAUGGAGCAGAUUGAAGAGGAGAUAAAGAGUUGCCUGGACUUCUUGAAAACUGUGUAUGAUGUGUUUGGGUUUUCUUUUAAAUUGAAUCUUUCUACUCGUCCUGAAAAGUUUCUUGGAGAUAUUGAAGUGUGGAAUCAAGCUGAGAAGCAACUGGAAAAUAGCCUGAUUGAAUUUGGCGAGAAGUGGGAAUUAAACCCAGGGGAUGGAGCUUUCUAUGGACCCAAGAUCGACAUUCAGAUUAAGGAUGCAAUUGGUCGCUACCACCAGUGUGCAACAAUCCAGUUAGACUUUCAACUUCCAAUCAGAUUUAAUCUUACUUUUGUUAGCCAUGAUGGUGAUGACAAGAAAAGGCCAGUAAUUGUUCAUCGAGCUAUCCUGGGGUCAGUGGAACGUAUGAUUGCUAUCCUGACUGAAAACUUUGGAGGCAAAUGGCCCCUUUGGCUGUCUCCACGGCAAGUGAUGGUGGUGCCAGUGGGACCUACAUGCGAUGACUAUGCUCAGAAGGUCCGGCAGCAGUUUCAUGAUGCUCAACUGAUGACCGAUGUUGAUCUGGAUCCAGGAUGCACUCUGAACAAGAAGAUCAGAAAUGCCCAACUAGCACAGUAUAACUUUAUCUUAGUGGUUGGUGAAAAAGAGAAAACAAGUGGAACUGUUAAUAUCCGCACAAGAGAUAAUAAAGUGCAUGGAGAGCGCACCAUCUCAGAAACCAUCGAGAGGUUACAGCAGCUGAAACAGUCCCGCUGCAAACAAGCUGAAGAAGAGUUUUAAUCAAGGCUUUUUUUUCUAGUUGGCUUGGCCUAAAACGCACACCAGCCUUUUCAUAAUGUUAAAUUAGUAAUGGAUUGUAACAACUUCUUUAGAGUGCCCUGAAUUUGUAAUGUGAGGCACCUUUAAGUGUCUAAUUUUUACUGCUUUCAGGCAAUGCUGAAAUGUAUUGGGAACAUUUAAUUAAAUUGGACACAUUCGAAACUGG
Molecule: messenger RNA, 2417 nt
Organism: Ornithorhynchus anatinus (platypus)
Lineage: Eukaryota; Metazoa; Chordata; Mammalia; Monotremata; Ornithorhynchidae
Gene: TARS1
Product: threonyl-tRNA synthetase 1
Exons: 19
Coding region: 53-2212 (719 amino acids)
Biological process (GO): threonyl-tRNA aminoacylation
Cellular component (GO): cytoplasm
Molecular function (GO): threonine-tRNA ligase activity; ATP binding
Source: RefSeq, a predicted model, not a curated record